Molecule: messenger RNA, 2620 nt
Organism: Triticum aestivum (bread wheat)
Lineage: Eukaryota; Viridiplantae; Streptophyta; Magnoliopsida; Poales; Poaceae
Exons: 2
Coding region: 32-2620 (862 amino acids)
Cellular component (GO): membrane
Source: RefSeq, a predicted model, not a curated record
UUGAACCUUGAGGCACCAUUUUUCUGUGCAAAUGGAGGCCGAGCCAGCACGCCAGAAUAGCCCAACUGAGAUCACAAUUGACGGCCCUGAGCCAGAUCCUUCUCCUGCCACCAAUCUAACAAAUGGAAACAGACAGCCCCAGGAUCCUCAGCCUCCUGCACAACGGGAACCAGAAGAGAUCAAGAGCUACGAGCUCAUGCUGGACCUGAGCAAGUACAUCCUGCUGCUGGCGACGCUGGUCGCCACGGUGACAUAUGCCGCGGGGUUCAACCCGCCUGGGGGCGUCUGGCAGGAGACUGUCGACGCCACGGGCCAACUCGCCGGCGACUCCAUUAUCCGGACCACCAGCUACCACCGGUACCUGGUGUUCUACUACUGCAACGCCACCGCGUUUGCCUCGUCGCUCGUGAUCAUCGUCGCCAUCCUCUUCCUUGCCCUCGUGGAAGAGAAAAAGAAGAACCGCGUCACCCUCCUGCCACUGCGGGCGGUCAUGGUUCUGGACCUGCUAAGCAUCAUGGGAGCCUAUGCCGCCGGGACAUGCCGCGACAAGCCCACGACCAUCUUCUCCUCGGUGCUGGUGGUUGCCGUCGUUGCCUACCUCGCUCUUCAGAUGGGGCUAGCCUCGUUGCCAGACGACAAGCACAGCUACAUCGACGCAGUGCACGAGAAACGGCUACGAAAGGUCCUGAUGCUGCUCGCGACGUUCGCGGUGAGCGUGACAUACGUUGCAGGGAUGAGCACGCCAGGCGGCUUCUGGGACAACACUGAGAACGGCCACAGCCCUGGCGACGCAAUCCUCAAGGACAGCCACGGCAAGCGCCUGACGGUGUUCUUGUGCUUCAAUGCCCUGGCGUUCGUGGCGUCGUUGCUCAUCGUCGUGGUGCUUCUGGACAGAAAACCUCGUGUGACUGAGGCAUACUGGUUCAUCGCCGUCGCGCUGAUCAGCCUCAUCGUCUCAUACACCGCAGGCAGCUGCAGGGAGACCGACACCAACUUCUAUGUGGGCAGCCUGGUUAUUGCCGUCCUGGCAUUCAUGGCAUUGCUCCAAGUUGCACGGGAUACCAGGUUCUGGACCAAAAUCAAAAGCUUCCAUCGCUCCGUGUCAGGGAGCUUGCCAAAAGCAAUAACAAUAGCUCCUGGUCCGGAGACUAAUGACAGCAGGAUGGCAGCGGAGCAGGCUCGCUCCCUUGUACUGUUGCUAGCCACUCUUGCAGCAACCAUCACUUACCAAGCCGGGCUGGACCCUCCCGGUGGCGUCUGGCCGGAUAAUGGGAACGGGCACAUGGCUGGUGACCCGAUCCUCCUCACAGUGAAUGCUAAGCGGUACAAGGCCUUCUUCUACUGUAACUCCGUCGCCUUUGUAGCCUCUUUGGUGGCCAUCAUCCUGGUACAAAGCAAGGUUAUGCUCCAGACCCAUGUCCUCCAGGAAGCCAUGAUACUGGACUUGUUUGGCCUCAUCGGAGCAUAUGCUGCGGGAAGCUCUCGGGACUUGACCACCUCCAUUUAUGCCAUGGCCUUGGCAGGCGCCGUCCUGGUCUAUGUAGUGAUCCAUGUUGUCUUCUUUACACUGAACCACACCGAAGCCACUGCUGAGGAAAUUGAGUCCGUGGAGAAGAGGCGCAAGCGGUUGCUCCUUUUCGCAGUAUUGGCUGCGACCAUCACUUACCAAGCAGGGUUGACACCUCCGGGCAGCUUCCGGCUUCAGGAUGAUGGAUCCAGCGGGCACCGGGCAGGGGACCCGGUCCUCUUGUACAACUUUCCCCGCCGCUACAAAGCCUUCUUCUACUGCAAUACGGUGAGCUUUAUGCUGUCCAUCGCCCUCAUUAUAUUGCUCGUGAACCCCCAUUUAUAUAGGCCAGCCAUACGAAGUUAUGCACUCGCUGUUUGCACGGCGGCGGGCAUGUUUGGUCUGAUAGGGGCCUAUGCUGCCGGAAGCACCCAGCAUCUGAAAACAUCCAUCUACAUCUUUGUCUUGGGGGUUGUGGUCCUCUUUGUCAUAGCUGCACUGUUCCUACCGUUCUUGGAUAAGAAAGAUACGGUCAGUGAACUGAAGCAAGAGAAUGCUGACAAAAAAGGAAAGACAGAGCAUGCCAAGCGAAAAUAUCUGAUGCUGCUAGGAAUCCUUGUGGCAAGUGUCACCUACCAGGCUGGUCUAGAUCCGCCUGGGGGAGCUUGGCAGCACGACAGCAGUUGGUAUGAUGCAGGCAACCCGAUCAUGCAUGACAACAGGAGGCCCCGGUACCUCGCCUUCUUCUACAGCAACUCCACCUCCUUUGUGGCGUCCAUUGUUGUCAUCGUCAUGUUGCUGCCGCAGUGGCUGGAUAAGAAUAAAGAAUGGUCGCUUAAGGUCAUGAACACGACAAUUGUGCUGGAUUUGCUUGCCCUGCUAGUGGCAUAUGCGGCUGGAUCCAGCAGGGGGUGGAAGACAUCUGUGUAUGUCAUCGCGCUGAUCAUCGCCGUCCUGGCCUACGUUGCAAUCCAUAUAAUGCUGGCAUUGUUAUGUUCUCGUUCUCAUAGCGCUGUCAUUCCUCGGCAAAGGACUCCAGGCGCCCAAGCAAAUUCUCAAUCACAGGAGCACGCGAGGAAUCAGGCACAAUUUGCUGCAAUGUCAACACCUUGA